UUAAGCCCAAGCCGGUAUACAAUGUUAAGAAGUUUAAUCUCAUCCGCUACGUUUUUCCUGAGAAAGCACUUGUCCCAGACGGUCGCGUCCCUGUUGAAGAAAUGGAGGUACUGGACGCCACCAAGGUCAACACAACCCUAGAGUAUCUCGAUCUAAAGCAGCAGCUGGCCAAGUCCAAGCGCCAGAAAAAAAAACUGGCCCGCAUGCAGCUGCUCGGCCUGCCCUGCAUUGAGAAGGAGCAGCUAAGGGCGGCAGAUCCUUGUCUGGAGGUCGAGGAGGAGCUGGAUGUCGAUUGGGUGCCGACUCCAGAGCCUCCGUACAAUGAGAGCGAAAGUCACCAUAGACAGGAGGGUGGAUGCAACCGACCGACACACUCACAGGCAGCAGGCCACACUAGCACCACUGGGAACUCUGGCUUUUUCGGCUUCCAUCACGUGUCUGCUGGCCAGGAAAGCGUCGACCGCGGACGGUCAACCGGCGGCAUGGAGUCGCAACCGGCACGUUGGCGCGGAAAUAUGCCGGCACCCAAGGAGAGGGAGAAGACCCUGACAAUACACCCGAGACGGAAGCGCGAUUAUGCCACCGAGCGUGUUCCUUCUGCAAUUUUUAGCGAGGUGAUGCAGAAUUCUCUACUGCCGCUCCUAGAGCAACCGGAACCUGAGAAGCUCCGCUUUGCCAAUGUAAGGACGAAAAAGCGCCCGUAUACAGAAAUAUUAGAGGCCAGACACCACCACGACCAUUGGGCGCCGACUCAAGUGAAAAAUGUACACGUACAGUAUCAGCCGAAGACCGUUCUUCCCGAGGUUACAAAGGUGGCGAAUAAGGUCCGGGAACCGGUGGUAAAGUUUGAGAAGGCUAAUCCGCCCAGCACCAAGUAUGUGGACAAGGAUCUAACCAUGCCCAGCUACGACUUUAGCCAUUUGAUUUCCAAACAGCUGGCUACCACCCGCAUUGACAGCAAAGAGGCUGCCGGCGAAAUAGUGCCUAACCUUUGUCGACCAUACGACUUCGUCUUUCACUCGCGGGAUCCCGAAGAGUUGGGCAAACUAGACUUUCCGGGUCGCAAACAGUAUCUGGACCAGCUGCGUGACACCCGCGAAGCAAUUUACGAGACCAAGGACAUCGAACCUGGCGAAGAUCGCCUAUUAGUAGAUCGUCGCGCAGUGAUCGCGGACCUUGAGGAGGAUCUCAAGAGCAUUGAAAACUGCCUUAGCUCAUUGAGCAGCUCCGAGUGCACUGAUCUGUCUAACGACAGUGGCAGCUACAUGGUGAUCGAGGAUAAGACUAAGUUGCCCCUGGAUUACAUACGAAAACCACUGGUGCCAUUCGAGGAAAUGCGACGCGCACGCUUCCACGCGGCGGUAGUUGACGUGAAUGCCGAGGACGAGGAUCCCUACCGUAUGCUGCCAUUUUCGGGUCAGCACAAGGCGCAGGCCGAUAUGCUGGGUCCCAAGGAUAUGUUUUUUACCUUCAGCACUCGGCUGCGAAACAGCUUAAGGUUGCGACUGGAGGUGCCCGUACCGGACGUCCGCAGGACCCUGCUUGGACCCGGGAACCGCAAGUACUACGGGGCAGUGAUCACCGAUCUUGACGAGAACUAUAUUGAGGAGUUAAAAAGCCGCGCCACCAUUAAGUCUUUCAAGUUCAAAACCAGUAUUCAGUUGCUUAAGGACGCCAUGCGUUUGAAGUACGAGGCCCUGUUGAUUCAAGGGCAAAUGGUGCGCACCAAGAUAUACGAUCGCAUGAACGAGCGACACUGGGUGGGUAUGAAGAAUACCAAGAUCUUGUACGAGGCGUUGUUCGCCAAGUGGAAGAAGAAGGAGUAUAACGCGGCCAUGACGAUGGUGUAUCAGGUGAAGUCGUAUUACGAGACCACUGACAAACUGAAGCAGGAGUACCGGAAUCUAGAGCGCGAGUUGAUGAUGCUCAACAUGGAUAUUGUUUUUAUCGAGGGCCACUGGAUCCGGUGUAUUAUGCUGCAGAACUUCCACUACCUAAUGGGGGACCAGGAUUGGCGAGCGGAGCGCGACUGGAUACAUCUGGUCCCCAAAAGUGAGCGCCGCGGCAGUUCCGAAGGCCAGGUUGACGAGGAGCAAUGCCCGGAGCAUGCAGCUAAGGAAGUGGAUGUGGGUGAUGAAGACUUGGAACUGGAGCCUUACGACGUAUCGAUCGCAAAGCGAACCACCGUCAAUAUUCGGGUGCGCGACAAGGACGACGCCUCCAUCCGCGCCCUCUACUACGACGUCUACAUGCAAAAGGUCCACCCAAUCCUGCAAGUCUUCCCUGACGCAGAGUCCUUCUUGCAGGGCGUCGAGAGCCUUAAGAAAAAAACCUUUAUGCUGCUUCUGGAAAUGCACUUCACAAUGUCCAUUCACACCGAGCUGCAGGGCCGACUGGAGGCCUUUAUAGAUUGGUGCACCAAAGAACUCAAGGAAAAGCAGGAGUACGUUGCUCGCAAAUCAGCGAAAAAAUUUUUUAUGGAGGAUCGCGCAAAGGAGAUGGAGGAGAGGGUCCACCACUACCUUGGACGGCCCAUCGAGGAGACGAUUGCGGACGAGGAUUUCAACAAACACCGCGCCGUCUUAGCCGAGGUGUGGCGCCGAGUGGUCGCAGACUCGGUUCGCGGUACCAGCGAUGUCCUGCCCAGUGCUGCUGACAUGGUGGCUGCCAUAAGCGACGUGGUCAUGGAGAUCCUUUCAAAGUUCGAAAACAUGGACAUUGAGAAGGUCCGUUCCGUAGAAGCCAACUUGCGAAAAGGACGCCGCUACAGAGAAAAGCUCUCCUACCAGGCCUAUCAAGUUGAGCGGCGCAUUGAAAUGGAGAUGAAGAAGGUGCGCCGCAACUUGGAACCCCCCUUUAGAAAGCCGAAGCGAGAGGGACGCCUUCCAAGGCUCUUCCUCAAGAGGAGGGUCAUUCCGGAGGAAAGAGAGGUCCUUGCUAUCUCUGAGAACACAAAGAACUUUGUGCGUGCUUUCAGGGAGGACGGUUACACAGGCGACCAGAUUACUCACACCUCCUUGUUGACAGUUGACAAUAUGCAGGAGCAGAUAGUGCCCUUCUAUUUUGACCACUUCCUGAAAAUCAACGGCUACACGCCCAAUUACAACUUUAGGACAAACGUAGACUUGCGUGAUGGACCAGAGUUUAAUCGCCUGAAGGUAUGUGAAGUCCUACCAGAUGUCCUGGCCAGGCUAGAGACUUGAGUGACGAUGCACAAGAAAAUUAUGGAGGAAAACAUCCAGAGAAACCCGAAAAUGUAUGAGAACGUCAUCUGGCAGCACCGAUUCCAUUCGAUUGGAAGUAUUCGUGACACCCGCGAAGCAAUUUACGAGACCAAGGACAUCGAACCUUGCGAAGAUCGCCUAUUAGUAGAUCGUCGCGCAGUGAUCGCGGACCUUGAGGAGGAUCUCAAGAGCAUUGAAAACUGCCUUAGCUCAUUGAGCAGCUCCGAGUGCACUGAUCUGUCUAACGACAGUGGCAGCUACAUGGUGAUCGAGGAUAAGACUAAAUUGCCCCUGGAUUACAUACGAAAACCACUGGUGCCAUUCGAGGAAAUGCGACGCGCACGCUUCCACGCGGCGGUAGUUGACGUGAAUGCCGAGGACGAGGAUCCCUACCGUAUGCUGCCAUUUUCGGGUCAGCACAAGGCGCAGGCCGAUAUGCUGGGUCCCAAGGAUAUGUUUUUUACCUUCAGCACUCGGCUGCGAAACAGCUUAAGGUUGCAACUGGAGGUGCCCGUACCGGACGUCCGCAGGACCCUGCUUGGACCCGGGAACCGCAAGUACUACGGGGCAGUGAUCACCGAUCUUGACGAGAACUAUAUUGAGGAGUUAAAAAGCCGCGCCACCAUUAAGUCUUUCAAGUUCAAAACCAGUAUUCAGUUGCUUAAGGACGCCAUGCGUUUGAAGUACGAGGCCCUGUUGAUUCAAGGGCAAAUGGUGCGCACCAAGAUAUACGAUCGCAUGAACGAGCGACACUGGGUGGGUAUGAAGAAUACCAAGAUCUUGUACGAGGCGUUGUUCGCCAAGUGGAAGAAGAAGGAGUAUAACGCGGCCAUGACGAUGGUGUAUCAGACCACUGACAAACUGAAGCAGGAGUACCGGAAUCUAGAGCGCGAGUUGAUGAUGCUCAACAUGGAUAUUGUUUUUAUCGAGGGCCACUGGAUCCGGUGUAUUAUGCUGCAGAACUUCCACUACCUAAUGGGGGACCAGGAUUGGCGAGCGGAGCGCGACUGGAUACAUCUGGUCCCCAAAAGUGAGCGCCGCGGCAGUUCCGAAGGCCAGGUUGACGAGGAGCAAUGCCCGGAGCAUGCAGCUAAGGAAGUGGAUGUGGGUGAUGAAGACUUGGAACUGGAGCCUUACGACGUAUCGAUCGCAAAGCGAACCACCGUCAAUAUUCGGGUGCGCGACAAGGACGACGCCUCCAUCCGCGCCCUCUACUACGACGUCUACAUGCAAAAGGUCCACCCAAUCCUGCAAGUCUUCCCUGACGCAGAGUCCUUCUUGCAGGGCGUCGAGAGCCUUAAGAAAAAAACCUUUAUGCUGCUUCUGGAAAUGCACUUCACAAUGUCCAUUCACACCGAGCUGCAGGGCCGACUGGAGGCCUUUAUAGAUUGGUGCAUCAAAGAACUCAAGGAAAAGCAGGAGUACGUUGCUCGCAAAUCAGCGAAAAAUUUUUUUAUGGAGGAUCGCGCAAAGGAGAUGGAGGAGAGGGUCCACCACUACCUUGGACGGCCCAUCGAGGAGACGAUUGCGGACGAGGAUUUCAACAAACACCGCGCCGUCUUAGCCGAGGUGUGGCGCCGAGUGGUCGCAGACUCGGUUCGCGGUACCAGCGAUGUCCUGCCCAGUGCUGCUGACAUGGUGGCCGCCAUAAGCGACGUGGUCAUGGAGAUCCUUUCAAAGUUCGAAAACAUGGACAUUGAGAAGGUCCGUUCCGUAGAAGCCAACUUGCGAAAAGGACGCCGCUACAGAGAAAAGCUCUCCUACCAGGCCUAUCAAGUUGAGCGGCGCAUUGAAAUGGAGAUGAAGAAGGUGCGCCGCAACUUGGAACCCCCCUUUAGAAAGCCGAAGCGAGAGGGACGCCUUCCAAGGCUCUUCCUCAAGAGGAGGGUCAUUCCGGAGGAAAGAGAGGUCCUUGCUAUCUCUGAGAACACAAAGAACUUUGUGCGUGCUUUCAGGGAGGACGGUUACACAGGCGACCAGAUUACUCACACCUCCUUGUUGACAGUUGACAAUAUGCAGGAGCAGAUAGUGCCCUUCUAUUUUGACCACUUCCUGAAAAUCAACGGCUACACGCCCAAUUACAACUUUAGGACAAACGUAGACUUGCGUGAUGGACCAGAGUUUAAUCGCCUGAAGGUAUGUGAAGUCCUACCAGAUGUCCUGGCCAGGCUAGAGACUUGGGAGACGAUGCACAAGAAAAUUAUGGAGGAAAACAUCCAGAGAAACCCGAAAAUGUAUGAGAACGUCAUCUAGCAGCACCGAUUUCAUUCGAUUGUAGUUAA
Drosophila suzukii is the source of this 5506-nucleotide messenger RNA. The record is from RefSeq and is a predicted model, not a curated record. NCBI's taxonomy places the organism in Eukaryota, Metazoa, Arthropoda, Insecta, Diptera, Drosophilidae.